Messenger RNA from Amorphotheca resinae ATCC 22711, 3997 nucleotides. RefSeq lists its product as hypothetical. Gene Ontology annotation, cellular component: intracellular membrane-bounded organelle. The record is from RefSeq and is a predicted model, not a curated record. The coding region runs from base 76 to 3789 and encodes 1237 amino acids. NCBI's taxonomy places the organism in Eukaryota, Fungi, Ascomycota, Leotiomycetes, Helotiales, Amorphothecaceae. The transcript is spliced from 3 exons. Gene Ontology annotation, molecular function: phosphatidylinositol binding.
UGCGUCUCCAACGCAACAUCCAAACCACCCCCCUCUAGCUAUGCUGUUCGAGGACGCGUUCUCUUGUCACAGAUUAUGGCCCUGAGACGACGAGAUGUGAUCCUAGCCAGCAUCGCCAGUUUUGUUGCCUGGGGCUAUGCGGUCAGUUGGCUCCCAGCAUUACGCUGGGCAGGAUACGCAUUUGUCGCAGGAAUCGUCCUGACAAUACUCGGGCUGAUAGGCUUGCUGCUUCUCACUUCUAGAGGAAGCAAAUAUGGGGAAAGGCACACUCUGCGCCGCCCUGCAGGCCCGGCGUUCCUGGCUGCGACAGCAUGGGAGAAAGAGGUUACUGCUCUGCGGUCUCGACAAGCCAACCAAAAGAAACCACUCUACCCCGAGUCCUUCAUUAUUUCCAGCGCUCUCGACGACCUCCUGGAGCUUAUAAUACGAGAUUUCGUCAGCUCCUGGUAUUCCAAAAUCAGCAAGAAUCCAGUUUUCACCAAUGAAGUCGACAAAACUAUCAGAUUGGCUCUCGAGAAUUUACGAGAUAGGCUGAUGGCAAUUGAUAUCGUGGAGGUCAUAACUGCUCGUUUUGUUCCAAUCAUGACUGCGCAUUUCCGGGAUUUCUAUGAAGCAGAGAGAGCUAUUCGAGGGAAGAAUUUGAAUCGCAGCGUGACGGAAUCCGAUGAACUAGACCUGGCGAUAGCUGCGAAAUACAAGGAUGGAAAGUUACACCCGGCGGCGUCGCUGACCUACUCAGAUACGAAAUUGGUGCAACAGGAAUAUCUGCGGAGUCUGGCCCAGGACCUGGUGCCGAAGUUAUUGCCAGAAAGUGCUAUCGCGAGCAGGGCGGUUGGUGUUCUUAUCAAAGAGCUGGUUGCAUGCGCUGUACUGUCACCAGUCAUGCAGAUGCUCUCUGAUCCAGACACAUGGAAUCAGCUUAUGGAAGCAUACGGUCGUACAAUGCUGCAAGACCGUUCCACCGUUCGGAAACUACGAGCUGCCCUAGAUGAGCAUGCAUCUCCGGCUCCCAAAGCUAAGCAUUCGAAGGCCUUCCCACGCCUGUCUCCUGGAGAUCACGAGCGGAGAUUUGAAAAGUUCAUUCGAGCUAUUCGCCAAGUGAAUAACCUUUCGGAUGCCCGCCGGUUUCGAAGUGAGGUUUCAAGUCAGUUGAAGAGGGAUUCUUUACAAGAAGGUCAAGAUCCUGUAUAUCUACGACGUCUUGAAAUAGGAAAACGCAUCCUGGACCAGAGAGUCAAUCAGUUGGCUGCUGCAGGUGGCUCACCCUCCGACCCGUCGUCAUAUAAUGCUGUCCGUAACGGCACUCAAGCCUCUAAACUUGAGACUGCCUCCUUGGUAGACUUGCUACAUGACCCUUCUGCAUUGUCUUACUUCAUGGAGUAUAUGGAUAGGCAGAACCUAAUGCCUCUGAUACAGUUUUGGAUCGUUGUUGACGGCUUCCGCAAUCCACUGGAGGAUGAUCUCGCAGAAGAAGAUGAGAUCCCCACGACACUUGCACCGUGGACCGAUGCAGACAGAGCAGAUCUUGCACAGAUUAAUGAUGCAUAUCUAUCCCGGCCCGAGCUCAACGUUCCCGCGAGCUCAAAGCAACUGGUCCGAGAGUUUCUCAAGGCAGGCAAGGAGGCAACACCGCGGCAGUAUUUCCUUGCUCGGCGAGCGAUAUUAAGAGCUCAGACUUCUGCCCUCGAAACCAUGCAAGAAAAUCAUUUCCGUAACUUCAAGAAGUCCGAUCUAUUCUACAAAUGCCUAACGUCGCAGGAGGCAUCUAAAUCCUUAGUUCCGCCAGCUUCACCACCAGCCCCCUCGAAACUUAAUGACACUCUUCACAAGCCCCAACUACCUCCCCGAGCUCUUUCAUCACAAGCAGUGCAUACAAAACUGAGCCCGGUAUCACGGACAUCCGCCAAGUUUGUCUCAAGGAAGACCGACUUGCGCCGAGCAGCAGUCUCAUCUUCCGAUUUAGCAUCCGCGACCACCCGCGUCCCUGACUCACUGGUAUCAUCCCGACAGUCUCUGGAUGACGAGACCUAUUCUCCUUUGUUUGAUGAUGAUGACCUCGAUAAUGAAGCAAUGAACAAUUCCCUUCACAGCCUCGAUGCGGAGCCCGAGGUCAUAGUUCCAGAUAACAAUGUUGUUCAAGCUAUGGAAACAGCCUUGAAUAACAUUAUGGAAGAUAAAACAAAUGUGGAAGAUCUUCGACGAUCUCUAUUUUCCCCAGAUUCUCCGAGUCCUAGUAUAGCAUCACCAAAUGGCAACGGUUCGACAAGGAGCUCAAUGGACCAAAAACGACCCGAUUUGUUUGGCAAAGAAGUCGAAAAGGAAAAGCCGAGUAUCACAUCUUUAGGUCUUGUGAAUACAUCUUCCAGGAUCGGAGUCUUCACAGAUGACGACUUGUUUCCUGACGAGGAAAAGUUUUUGUCAGACGAACAUGAUGAUCCAGACGAGGAUAAAGAGCCAGAGGUCGAAGAAGAAGUUCAUGAGGCUGCACCGGGAGAUCUUGGACUGGCUGAAGCUAUUACUGCUCUGACAACUGACAUUGAUCGACUUGUCGCUCAGGAUGCCGUUGUAGACUCCUUGACAAGGAAAGCGGAGCUCACCAACAAUACAGCCGAGCUUCGAAUCUUGCGUAAAUCUAAAGCAAGCCUACAACGAGAGAUCCGACGCAAAGAGCUCCAGCGCCAGCAAUAUGUUGUUCAAGAAAGCGACAACAGUCUGUAUGGUCGCUCCACGAUCAAAAUCAAGUCAAUUGUGGUCGGAAAAGAGGAUGAUGGCAGGGAAUAUGCUAUCUACGUUGUUGAGGUUCAACGUAAAGCAGGAGAACAGAUGCCGGCGGCAACCUGGACCAUCACACGUCGAUAUAGCGAAUUUCAUGAGCUUCAUCAACAGCUCCGGAUGAAGUACCCAUCGGUUCGGAAUCUUGAUUUUCCAAGACGGAGGAUGGUAAUGAAACUCCAGACUGACUUCCUCCAUAAACGGCGGCUGGCCCUCGAGAAGUAUCUACGAGAUUUGCUUCUCUUACCGGACGUUUGCCGUAGUCGAGAGCUGCGUGCUUUUCUUUCGCAAAGUGCUAUUGCUCCUAGCGCUGAUGGAGUUUAUGGCCAAGAGGACAAGAAAGACAUCAUGACUCGAUUCUAUAAUUCCGUCACGGAUGGAAUGGAAGACAUCCUUGGCAAUAUUCCAGUCCUUGAUCAAAUUUCAACUGCUGGCCAAAAUCUACUUUCCGCUGCAACUAGCCAGCUCACAACUAUGCCAGCAGCCAUCAGCGAAGAUCCCCUGACCGUGGCGGAGGCAGAAGCCGAGCUCAAUGCGUUUGAGAAUCGGGAACUGGAGCCAUUUGUGAAGCCAAUUUGCGAUAUCUUUCUCGAAGUAUUUGAGCUCAACCGGGGUAAUAAUUGGUUGCGUGGUCGGGCUGUUGUGGUUGUCCUGCACCAGCUUCUCGGUGGCACCAUUGAGCGGAAGGUGCGAGAGAAUGUUAAGGGACUCGUCCAUGAGGAGUCAAUAGUCAGAUACAUCGGUAUACUCAAAGAUGCUAUGUGGCCAGGGGGACAGCUGAAGCGGGACAGCAAACCUCGAACAGCGGCCGAGAAGUCAAAGAGUCGCACGGAGGCAAGUUUGAUGCUGGCUACUCUUAUACCGGAUUUGGCGGCGAGUGUGGUAGGAAGAGUGAACGCACAAGCUGCAAGCAGGAGAAUCUUCGCGACUCUCAAUAACCAUCGAUUAAAUACACACCUUGCUUUUACAGUUCUAGAUGAAAUCAUUGAUGUACUAUUUGGAGAUGCUCGUACAUAAUCAUUCUGGGUUUAGCAUAGGCGUUGGUGGCAGUUUUUCAAUGCUAAGGACAUGCAUGUGUGGCGUUGAUGGUCCUGCUGUGGCGAUUUAUUCUAGCUCUGCAAACACGAGUAUAUUCUCUGAUCGCCUUAUAGUCUUAUACCAGGAGUUACAGUCAAGUAUAGUGCAGUUGUUAAGCUAUUUGAACCAAUAUAAAAGCUUCGAGGCU